AUGCCAUUAACAAAGAAGAGGCUCGAAGAUCUCUCUGGGCAGGAUCUCUAUAUCCGUGCUAUGUACAGAUCUAAAGAAUUUCCCUUGGUAGACGACAAUGGCGAGGUUUAUCUUGUUCCACCAGGUUUGAGUGGACGACAGUCAGUAAAGGAACGCAAAUAUUUGACGGGGGCCGCCAAAGGAUUGACGCAACAUCUCAACCAGCACUUUUUGCAAGGCGCAAUUCAUCAUGCGACAAAUCCAGUGAUGAGGGCAUUGAAACGCAAAGAAGCUGGCGGUCAACGAACUCUGUUGGGAGCACUAACGGCUUCUGCGAGAUGGACACCCAAUAAUAUGGCACUGGCAGCAAAAGAGUUUGAGGUCCCUUGCUCCGCCAAAAUGCUGCUAUUUCUACCUGAGAUUUUUGAUAGAGCUAUCCUCAGAAAGGAUCCAAAGUUCUGCUAUGAAUAUGAAGGAAAAGACGGAAAGACACGUGUUGGAGUGAAGACACCUUGCCCAUGGUGCAAAUCCAAUAAGCAUGUGAGCUUCCCGGACAAAUCUGGCCUCAAAGCUGGUAAACACAGAGCCAUUGCCGACUAUAGAGCCUCCAUUCCCAUCUAUUGUCACCGAAUCAAGUGCUCCAAUCCACAGUGCAGAGGCAACCCAUCGACAGCCAAAGGAGACGAUUCAGACAAAGUGUCCUCCCACACCAUCCUUGGCUACAGUCAUGGAGUCCUUUCUUUAUAUCCUAAAGAAUUGCUGCAGAAGUAUGCUCAACAUCUCUACACUGAAGCUGAAGAUGGAGGUGGUGGUGCCAUUAUGUUCACAUCAGGCCUUGCUUUUGAAGUCUUGAGAGAUGAGACCAAUUUCUCUGAAUUGCUUAGGCACAUGCAUGAUGCAUUUGAGAGAUCUGUAUCGAACAGUAUCUCUGCCUAUGUUGCCUUCCUCAAAACACAAUCUGCAGAUUUGAAUUGGCCAGACUUUAGUGUCAAAAACUAUAGAUCUGUGUUUGGGCCACCUAAGUCUGUUGAUACUAUAAUUCAAAUCUUUCACAAGUCAUUUGAUUUGGUCUUUCCUUACUUGCAGAGAGACCUGUUCAAUAGAGUUCCUGGUGACAGCAUCAAGAUGGAUGGAACAUUUAGAUUCUUGUCAAAAACAAAGAAUGACAAGCAAUCUUCUGAAGAAACCAAAUGCUUGCAUGUGGUUUGGGAUCAGUAUGGCUAUGUCCUGUCCUGGGCUUUCUCUGGUCCCGAAAAUGAUGAAUGUUUCCAACGACUCAAUUGCCACCUUAGGAAGCGAUGCGAGCGGAUUGAUCAGAGAGAUGGAACCAAGCAUGUUGAUGCUGUUAAGGCAGCUUUCAGUGAUACCUGCUGUCAGAGACUCGAAGAUCCUACAUUACAUUGGAUUACGGUUAUUUGGCCCAGUGUUCCUAGAGCGCUGUUGGUUUCUAGUAACACUCUAGCUUAG
This is a messenger RNA of Seminavis robusta, 1446 nucleotides long. The record is from the annotation of a GenBank genome assembly. NCBI's taxonomy places the organism in Eukaryota, Bacillariophyta, Bacillariophyceae, Naviculales, Naviculaceae.